ACGUUAUUCGCAAUCCGGCAGUUGUCGCGUUCGGCUGCAGAUCGGAACUAUCACUUGGAUCCUAUACGCAAGGCGAAGAAUUUGCUGGUUGUGUCUUCGAGCACGCGUUUUCAUUGGAUCGAAAUUAGAUUUACUGAAAUGUUGCCCUUUCGAUGGGGCAUGCUGAUUGGUGUGGUGCUUCUCAUAGCAUACACAAAUGGAGCGGCCAUAGAUCAAUCAUCUGUUAAUGAUGAUGCUGAGCUAACUCCCCUGACUGAUUUAGAGAGAACCAAAAGAUAUGUUCGGGGACAAACACAGUCUCAGUACUUAAACUUCGGUAAGCCCGAAGAGGAUGGCAAGGCGGAGGCGGAAGCUAAUGAAAAUGGGUCUCGUUCAACUGUUUCUGGAAGUCAUGGCAUGGGACAAGCACAGAGUCAGUUUUCUUCAGGAGAUUGCAGUGAAUGUUCUGGAUAUCCUAGUGCCAGUGGCGUAGCAGGUGCCGGCGGCUCAUCUCUAUAUCCGAGUGGUCCCGGCCUCUCCGGUAGACCCGAUGCAAUCAUAAGUCUUCCUGGCACUGGAACCGGCUAUGGACAACAACCAGGCGGUAUUGGAACUCAGCCCGGAUAUGGACAAACUGGUGGUCAAACCGGUAGCGCUGGACAACCCGGUGUAGGUAGUCAGUCCGGAAUUGGUGGACAACCCGGCAUCGGCGGCCAACCUGGAGCUGGAGGACCACUUGGUGGUGCCGGCACCCAGCAAAUUGGAAUCGGUGGAGGAGCUGCUGGAGGUCAACCAAGUGGACAACCUGGUAUAGGAGGUACGGUUAGCCAACCCGGAACACAAUCAGGAACAGGUCAGCCAGGAGGGCCACCUGGGUAUGGAACCCAAGGAGGAAGUGGACAACCUGGAUACGGAACACAACCAGGAGUCAGCGGUCAACCUGGAGUGGAAGGUACUACUGGCUAUGGCACUCAACCGGGAUCAAGUACAGGUCAGCCUGGAUAUGGAUCUCAGCCAGGAGUAAGCGGACAGCCUGGAGUAGGAACUCAACCUGGUUCAAUCGCCGGCCAACCUGGUUAUGGAACACAACCUGCUGCUGGGGCAGGCCAACCUGGUUAUGGAGCUCAGCCAGGAGUUGGUGGUACUGGUGUUGCUGGAACUCAACCGGGAGGAGGCGCAGGUCAGCCAGGAUAUGGAACUCAGCCAGGAGUAAGUGGACAGCCUGGAAUAAGUGGUACCAGUGGAUACGGAACUCAACCUGGAUCAGGUUCAGGUCAGCCUGGAUAUGGAACUCAACCUGGAUCAGGAGCAGGUCAACCUGGUUAUGGAACUCAACCAGGAGUAGGUGGUACUGCCGGUUAUGGAACUCAACCUGGAUCAGGCGCAGGUCAGCCCGGUUAUGGAACUCAGCCAGGAGUUGAUGGUACUAGUACAGGUCAACCUGGUUAUGGAACUCAACCUGGAUCAGGCGCAGGCCAACCUAGUUAUGGAACUCAACCAGGAGUAGGUGGUACUGCUGGUUAUGGAACUCAACCUGGAUCAGGAGCAGGACAACCAGGUUAUGGAACUCAGCCUGGAUCAGGAGCAGGCCAACCUGGUUAUGGAACUCAACCAGGAGUAGGUGGAACUGCUGGUUAUGGAACUCAACCUGGAUCAGGAGCAGGUCAACCUGGUUAUGGAACUCAGCCUGGAUCAGGAGCAGGCCAACCUGGUUAUGGAACUCAACCAGGAGUAAGUGGUACUGCCGGUUAUGGAACUCAACCUGGAUCAGGCGCAGGUCAGCCCGGUUAUGGAACUCAGCCAGGAGUUGGUGGUACUGCUGGUUAUGGAACUCAACCUGGAUCAGGAGCAGGACAACCUGGUUAUGGAACUCAACCUGGAUCAGGAGCAGGUCAACCUGGAUAUGGAACUCAGCCUGGAUCAGGAGCAGGUCAACCUGGUUAUGGAACUCAGCCUGGAUCAGGAGCAGGCCAACCUGGUUAUGGAACUCAACCUGGAUCAGGCGCAGGUCAGCCUGGUUAUGGAACUCAGCCAGGAGUUGGUGGUACUGCUGGUUAUGGAACUCAACCUGGAUCAGGAGCAGGUCAACCUGGUUAUGGAACUCAGCCUGGAUCAGGAGCAGGCCAACCUGGUUAUGGAACUCAACCAGGAGUAAGUGGUACUGCCGGUUAUGGAACUCAACCUGGAUCAGGAGCAGGUCAACCUGGUUAUGGAACUCAGCCUGGAUCAGGCGCAGGUCAGCCCGGUUAUGGAACUCAACCAGGAGUUGGUGGUACUGCUGGUUAUGGAACUCAACCUGGAUCAGGAGCAGGACAACCUGGUUAUGGAACUCAGCCUGGGUCAGGCGCAGGCCAACCUGGAUACGGUGUUCAACCCGGUACCGGCGGAUAUUCUGGAACUCGUGGAGAUCAACCUGCCACAGGACCUGCUUAUGGAAGUCAAACUGGAUUUGGGGGGCAACCUGGUUAUGGAACUCAGCCAGGAGCUGGUGGCCAGCCUGGAAUCAGUGGAGUUCAACCCGGAACUGGAGGUGGACAGCCUGGUUAUGGUACUCAACCCGGUAUUGGUGGACAGCCUGGAAUUGGUGGAGGUCAACCAGGAACAGGAGUAGGACAACCUGGUUAUGGAACCCAACCCGGUAUUGGUGGACAGCCUGGAAUUGGAGGAGGUCAACCAGGAUUAGUUUACCCUGGUUAUGGAGCUCAAGCCGGUAGUGGUGGACAGCCUGGAGUUGGCGGAGGUCAACCCGGAACAGGGGUAGGACAACCUGGUUAUGGAACCCAAUCCGGUAUUGGUGGACAGCCUGGAAUUGGAGGAGGCCAACCAGGAUUAGUUUAUCCUGGAUAUGGAACUCAACCCGGUAGUGGUGGACAGCCUGGAGUUGGUGGAGUUCAACCCGGAACAGGGGUAGGACAACCUGGUUAUGGAACUCAACCUGGUGUUAGUGGACAGCCUGGAAUAGGAGGAGGACAACCAGGAUUAGUAUACCCUGGUUAUGGAACUCAACCCGGUAGUGGUGGACAGCUUGGAGUUGGCGGAGGUCAACCCGGAACAGGCGUAGGACAACCUGGUUAUGGAACCCAACCCGGUAUUGGUGGACAGCCUGGAAUUGGAGGAGGUCAACCAGGAUUAGUUUACCCUGGUUAUGGAACUCAACCCGGUAUUGGUGGGCAGCCUGGAGUUGGCGGAGGUCAACCAGGAACUGGAGUAGGACAGCAAGGUUAUGGAACUCAACCUGGUAUUGGUGGACAACCUGGAAUUGGCGGAGGUCAACCAGGAACUGGACAAGGACAGCCUGGUUAUGGAACACAACCUGGGGUUGGUGGACAGCCUGGAAUUGGCGGAGGUCAUCCCGGAACUGGAGUAGGACAGCAAGGUUAUGGAACUCAACCCGGUACUGGUGGGCAGCCUGGAAUUGGCGGAGGUCAACCAGGAACAGGAGUAGGACAGCCUGGUUAUGGAACUCAACCCGGCGUUGGUGGACAGCCUGGAAUUGGCGGAGGUCAACCAGGAACUGGACAAGGACAGCCUGGUUAUGGAACACAACCUGGGGUUGGUGGACAGCCUGGAAUUGGCGGAGGUCAACCCGGAACUGGAGUAGGACAGCAAGGUUAUGGAACUCAACCUGGUAUUGGUGGACAGCCUGGAAUUGGCGGAGGUCAACCAGGAACUGGACAAGGACAGCCUGGUUAUGGAACACAACCUGGGGUUGGUGGACAGCCUGGAAUUGGCGGAGGUCAACCCGGAACUGGAGUAGGACAGCAAGGUUAUGGAACUCAACCCGGUACUGGUGGGCAGCCUGGAAUUGGCGGAGGUCAACCAGGAACAGGAGUAGGACAGCCUGGUUAUGGAACUCAACCCGGCGUUGGUGGACAGCCUGGAAUUGGCGGAGGUCAACCAGGAACUGGACAAGGACAGCCUGGUUAUGGAACACAACCUGGGGUUGGUGGACAGCCUGGAAUUGGCGGAGGUCAACCUGGAACUGGAGUAGGACAGCAAGGUUAUGGAACUCAACCCGGUAUUGGUGGACAGCCUGGAAUUGGCGGAGGUCAACCCGGAACUGGAGUUGGACAGCCUGGUUAUGGUACUCAACCCGGUAUUGGUGGACAGCCUGGAAUUGGUGGAGGUCAACAAGGAACAGGAGUAGGACAGCCUGGUUAUGGAACUCAACCCGGCGUUGGUGGACAGCCUGGAAUUGGCGGAGGUCAACCCGGAACUGGAGUUGGACAGCCUGGUUAUGGUACUCAACCCGGUAUUGGUGGACAGCCUGGAAUUGGCGGAGGUCAGCCAGGAACAGGAGUUGGACAGCCAGGAUAUGGAAUUCAGCCUGGUGUUGGUGGACAACCUGGAAUUGGCGGAGGUCAACCCGGAACUGGAGUAGGACAACCAGGUUAUGGAACUCAGCCUGGUAUUGCAGGAGUACAACCUGGAGGUGGCAUAGGACAACCAGGUGUUGGGGGUAGCCAAAUUGGAGCUCCUGGACGUUACACAACUGGUCCUGGUGCUAUUGGUGGCGUUGGUACCCCUGGUGGUGCAGGAUAUAGCGGAGCGACUGGUCUUCUUCCAAGCGGAGCGUCUGGUUCUGGUGGAGUGGAUGACGCUUUCUCACAGGCCGAGUCAGUAAUUGGAGAUGGUCAAGCAUCGGCCAGUGCACAAGGCAAGAAGAACGGAGGUACAGCCAAUACGCAAGUGUCUGGCACCUACUCGAAGGGAAGUUCGUUCAGUGCAAACGCAAUGACUUCCGAUGGCGAUCGUUCAGCCAGCGCACAAGUUACAGGAAACGCUGAUGGGGCAAUGAGUCAGUCACAAGGCUCAGGAGGUCCUUCACAAUCACAAGCUCAAGUCCAACUUAAUAACAAGGAUGGUGGUACUAAAGCGUCUUCUCAGAGCGGUGGUCUCAUACACCAAAGCCAGAGCGAAGUGCAGGCAAACGAUAAGGGCGGAUUAGCUGAUGCUCAAUCCAGUGGACCUGGUCAAACUUCUUCGCAGGCGCAAAUUGGUUUCCGACCAGGUCAGGAUAACAACGGAGCAGCUGCCCAGGGUGGUGGCCAAGCAUCAGCACAAUCGGGUGCUCACUCUGGACAGAGUCAAUCGCAGAUACACGGCACGUCUAGCUUUGGUGUAUCAUACCAUGGUGCUGCUCAAUCUGCAUCAGGCACAAAAGAACAGGUUGCCACUUAUCGCGAGCAGAAUAGAGAGCUUUUCAAUACAAUCAGCCAGUUUGGCAACCCUGGUACUGCUGUGACCGAUCGUGUUGACGCCGUCUACAGUGGCCCAUCGCUUACAUCGGAAUCCGAUAGGAUUCCCGAACUACAGUUAAAAUCCACCAAAACGAGCAAGGAACAAGAUGACAAGACCAAUCAACCCGAGCCUUCAUUAACCGAGAACGAAGAAGUAGAUGAAGGUGAGCUGCCCGAAGAUGAAUACGAUGAAGAUGACUACUACACUGAGCCUGCUAAGCCGAUUAAGCUGGAAGACUAUCCCGCAUCUGCUAGUCAAACGAAGGAUCAGCAGCCAGCUCCAUCAGCAUCAGCUCCAGCACCAACUCUAACCUAUUCCCAAUCUUCACCCACACAAAAGCAACAGGCGGCUGUGCCGAAUUCGCCUACAGACGCAUACAAAGUGAUUCAGAAUCAAAACGGUCGUGUCAACACUUAUCCCACACGUACCACCACCGAAACGGUUCCAAGCGGUUUCCGCGGUACCGUUAACGUAGAGAAAAAGUUUCACACAAAAGCUUUAGAGUUACAUAAGCCUAAGAAGGUUAACAUCAGUCUCGAGGAGGAGGAUGCCAAGCCAACAGAUGUUGUAGCCCAAAAGCCACGCACCCCCGACAGUUAUGUAACUGUCACCAAGUCGGUGACUGGCAGCAUGGAUAACUCAAAGAAUCCGCCUCAGGAGAAUAAAAACUUCCAGUCUACAUAUUACACAAAGUCGUCGACGUGCGGCUAUUUCACAUUCUCUUGCAACAUUGUCUAUGGCGCCAAUGGACGCAGUAAGAUCUGUCGGCCUAAGGCGCCGGCGAACAGCAAGUGCUAGGAAGCCAUCCACGGAGUUCCGGAGAGGACUCAACACUUAAACAGUUAAAGUUAAUCACUAACCUGCUUUGCUUACAUUUGAAGCACGUUCUUUAAGCAUUUAAGUUUUUGCUAAUUAAUUUUAGAGAUACCCUCCAUUUUACUAUUCGUGCACAAAUUGAAAUUGUAAUUAAUAUUUAAUAUGUAAUAAAAACAACACACACACUGCCGUCAAAACGUUUUAGCCAAAACAAAAAACAAUCACAAAUUGCAUUUUUUUU
Messenger RNA from Drosophila sulfurigaster albostrigata, 6277 nucleotides. It is a transcript of the gene prc, whose product is annotated as collagen alpha-1(IV) chain. The transcript has 11 exons. Bases 139 to 6018 code for a protein of 1959 amino acids. The record is from RefSeq and is a predicted model, not a curated record. Lineage: Eukaryota; Metazoa; Arthropoda; Insecta; Diptera; Drosophilidae.